AUGCCCCUCACGUGGUCAUCCCCAGAUUAUCCCCUUGAACCAUACAAUGGACCCCCCAGGAACAUCGCCUACAUCGAACAACUGGAUUUCGGCAAGGAGGUCCAGCCAAAGCCAUAUAAUAUUGCAGGAACACAUCCAGACUCAAGAGUCCUGAUUACCGACAUCAAGAUCCUUGAUGCUACUGGGCGGGAGCCGUACCACGGAGAUGUGCUGAUUACAGGGGAGCGAUUCACACACGUUGGCACCGUCCCCAACAAAGAAGAUCUCCUCAGAGACCCCCGAGUGCGUGUUUUCUAUGGCAACGGCCGCACCCUGAUCCCUGGUCUUGGAGACGCCCAUACCCAUCUCAGCUGGAAUGGAGGCGAUCUCGGCCGAUUAGGCGAGUUGGGCGUUGAAGAGCACACUCUUCUCACGGCGCGGAGUGCGCGGUGUUUUCUGGAUUCGGGGUAUACGAUGUGCUUCGGCGCUGCAUCCGCGAAAAGGAGACUAGAUGUAGUCGUUCGCGAUGCCAUCAACGCGGGAGAUAUCCCCGGCCCUCGGUAUCUUGCGAACGGGCAGGAGAUGGCGAGGAGAGACGGCGACCUGGUGCCGGGGAUAACGGCGUACGCCGAUGGGCCGGAGGAGAUGCGAGAGGUGAUUCGCGAACAUGUCAAAUUGGGCGUGGAUCAGGUGAAGCUGUCGAUGUCCGGGGAAUCGAUUACCGAGAUUCGCGACGCAAUGGACUGCUAUUUCAGCGACGAAGAGACCAAAGCAUGUGUAGACGAAGCUCAUAAACACGGGAUCAGGCUCUGCGCACAUGCACGCGCGCGCGAUUCGGUGAGACAGUGCAUUAAGCAUGGAGUUGAGAUCAUCUAUCACGGGUCGUACAUUGACGAAGAGGUGACAGCCGCAGGAAUGGACGCCCUGGAGAAGAAACGGUCCCAGCAUGUAGUGGUCCCUGCAAUUAACUGGCUGUACGCCACCCUUUACGAAGCAGGCGCGUUCGGCUAUGCCACCGAAGCAGCCGAAAAGGUCGGAUACAAGAAGGAACUCGAGGCUGCUAUCCGCGGGUUGCGAGAGAUGCACCGACGAGGAAUCGUCGUUCUCCCUGGCGGAGACUACGGUUUUGCCUGGACGCCUCACGGUACAUACGCCAGAGACCUAGAGCACUUCACGAAGCUGCUGGGUUUCACUCCCCACGAGGCGAUCAUCGCGGCUACAUAUGGCGUCGCCAAACUGUUUAUGCGCUCGCACGAGAUGGGCCAGAUCAAGGCUGGCAACUUUGCAGACUGUGUCCUUGUCGAUGGGGACCCGCUGGACGAUAUCACAGUUCUUCAAGAUCAUUCCAGGCUGAAUGUCAUCAUGAUAAAUGGACGAGUUCAUAAGGCUGGGAGGAGGGAGUUGCUUGCCCCCAAUAUAGCGGCGAGCCAGGAACUCACGCAAAGGAUUACGCAGGCGGUCGAUGAGCUGGAGAUAAAGACGCCGAUGCAGAAGGCUUAUUGA
Molecule: messenger RNA, 1482 nt
Organism: Aspergillus nidulans FGSC A4
Lineage: Eukaryota; Fungi; Ascomycota; Eurotiomycetes; Eurotiales; Aspergillaceae
Exons: 7
Coding region: 1-1482 (493 amino acids)
Molecular function (GO): hydrolase activity, acting on carbon-nitrogen (but not peptide) bonds; hydrolase activity
Source: RefSeq, a predicted model, not a curated record